Molecule: messenger RNA, 2241 nt
Organism: Centropristis striata (black sea bass)
Lineage: Eukaryota; Metazoa; Chordata; Actinopteri; Perciformes; Serranidae
Gene: col8a1a
Product: collagen, type VIII, alpha 1a
Exons: 2
Coding region: 10-2241 (743 amino acids)
Molecular function (GO): protein binding
Source: RefSeq, a predicted model, not a curated record
GCCUUGGCCAUGCCUCCCCUCCCUGUCCCCUUAUUCCUGACUCUCCUACAAAUUGCAGCACUUACUUAUGUGAGUGCUGCGGCAUACUAUGGACACAAGCAACACCCUCAGCCAUACCAGCCAAUGCAGCACAUCCAACAUAUGGGCGUAGGCAAAGAAGGUUUUCCCCAACAGCAGUACCUUGGCAAAGAGGUGCCUUAUAUGCAGUAUCCCCACUACAGGAAGGAGCUACCACAGGUGCCCAUGCACAAGGGCAAAGAAAAUCCUCGGAAAGGGGGCGGCUAUAAAGGAGGCCAAGACAAAGGUCAAACAAUCCCUGCUGGUGCUGAAGGAAUUCCCCAAGGAGAGCAAGGCCCAUCUGGGCCACCCGGCCCAGAAGGACCUGCAGGACCUCCUGGACCUCCAGGGAAUGGACAGCCUGGACCUGCGGGACAACCGGGACCUCCUGGUCCACCAGGAGGGCCUGGAGUUGGAAAACCAGGUUUGCCAGGACUGCCAGGCAAGCCAGGGGGAAAUGGUGAAGUUGGACCACAAGGAGAAAUGGGCCCGAGGGGAGAAGAAGGGCCAGCUGGGCAGCCAGGGCCUCAGGGUCCACCCGGACCACCUGGGCUACCAGGAAUAGGUAAACCAGGGGUACAGGGAUUACCAGGCCAACCAGGGCCCAAAGGAGAGCCAGGUCAUAAAGGUCUCCCAGGACUACCAGGAUUACCAGGACCUAAAGGUGACAAAGGAAUGGGUCAGCCCGGACAACCUGGCCAUAAAGGCUUUCCAGGGCCCCCAGGACCUGCUGGCCCAAGAGGGCUGCCAGGUUUUGGGAAACCAGGCUUGAAUGGGGCACCAGGGCCACAAGGACCCCCAGGAGAGAAAGGGCAACCUGGUGAACAAGGACCAGCUGGGCUACCUGGUGAAGGAGGACUGCCUGGUCCACCAGGUGUACCUGGUCAAGGUAAGCCUGGUCAAAAUGGCCUGCCAGGACAGCCAGGUGUGCCAGGUGUGAAAGGUCAUCCAGGACCACCAGGUUUGCCAGGAAAGCCAGGACUUCCUGGAUUUGGUAAGCCAGGACUCCCAGGACCAAAGGGGGAUAAAGGUAUGGGUGGGCCACCUGGAAUUCCAGGACCAAAAGGAGAUAAGGGCCAUGGAGGGCUACCUGGCAUGCUUGGACCCCCUGGACCAAAUGGUCCACCUGGUCCUUCAGGCCCUAUGGGACCCCCAGGAGGUUUAGGUGCACCUGGUCCUAAAGGAGACUGUGGAGAAGGAGGACCUAAAGGGGUAGAUGGAGCCCAAGGUGAACCUGGUGCUCCCGGGAUACCUGGUAAGGAUGGUCUUCCUGGAGAGAAUGGAGAGCCAGGACCAAGAGGUUCACCAGGGCCAGGUGGUGCCAAAGGAGAUGGUGGUCAUAAAGGUCUACCUGGAAUCCCUGGUCCUCAAGGACUACCCGGGCCAAAAGGCCAAGGUGGAUUGCCUGGGGAAGUGGGACCUCAAGGUCCAAAAGGAAUCCCUGGAAUGGAUGGCACAGCAGGACCGAUCGGGCCUCCUGGUCUUCCAGGGCCAAAAGGAGAUAGCGGUGUACCUGGUCAAGCAGGCAUUGCAGGUGAGGGGAUGCCAGGUUUACCUGGUCCCAUAGGGCCCCCAGGGAAAGAAGGCUCAUCAGGACCCCCUGGACAAACAGGUCAACCUGGCCCUCCUGGACCACCAGGCCCACCUGGACCGUCUGGGCUGUCUCCCGACAUGGCUGGAGUUCUCUCUCAGAUGGGCCCUGGACUAGAUGGUGUUAAGGCUGGUGGUUAUGGAAAGAAGGGCAAGUAUGGAGGCAACGGGGCAGAAGUGAUGGGUCCCAGUGGGUUGGAAAUGCCAGCGUUCACAGCUGUAGUAACAACUCCCUUCCCACCGGUGGGCACGCCAGUCAUCUUUGACAAGCUCUUGUACAACGGUCGCCAAAGCUACAACCCCGAGACGGGAAUCUUCACCUGUGACAUGCCUGGCAUUUAUUACUUUGCCUACCAUGUUCAUUGCAAAGGAGCUAAUGUGUGGGUGGCUUUGAUGAGGAACAAUGAGCCAGUGAUGUAUACGUAUGAUGAAUACAAAAAGGGUUUCCUAGAUCAAGCAUCAGGGAGUGCCGUACUACCUCUACAACCUGGGGACACUGUGUAUGUUCAGCUGCCCUCAGAUCAGGCCGCAGGACUUUAUGCUGGACAAUAUGUGCACUCCUCCUUUUCUGGGUAUUUGUUAUAUCCAAUGUAA